AUGAGCCUACAAGGAGCUAUCUAUGGUAUUGAAUGUACAAACAUACGCCAAAGCCUUCAGGACCUGCGAGAACCAGUCUGUGAGCAAUACAACGAUCCGUUUAACAAAAAUUCUCAAUUUCGACUAAAUGAACCAGAAAUUGAUUUUUCUACAUCUGCAUCCUUAACAUACGAUAAACCACAACCUCGAAAUAACUUACAUAAAUUAUAUAGAAGAUUAAAAUUUUUCAGUCAAAGAGAUAAAAAUAAACCUGCCAAGGACAGAAGUAAUCAGAUAUUCCCUCAAAAGACAUUUCGUAUUAAAGAAGAUACAGCGGAAGAAAUAGCGAAAACACGAUGGCAUGUUUGGAAUACAUUUACAAGAAGAAUUCGGAAGACUUCAUCUUUUUUGAGUCCACCGCCUGCCCCAUUUGGCUACAACUAUUCAUUGAGUGAUUCCCCACAUUCGUCAGCCGGAAUUUGUCCUGUCAAUCUAGAUCAAAUGUUCCACUCACUAGACCCCAGAGUUGAUUAUAAAAGCCCGACCACCAGUGCGAGCUUCUCAUCUCAACACCCUUAA
Messenger RNA from Debaryomyces fabryi, 558 nucleotides. RefSeq lists its product as uncharacterized. The coding region runs from base 1 to 558 and encodes 185 amino acids. The record is from RefSeq and is a predicted model, not a curated record. The transcript has a single exon. NCBI's taxonomy places the organism in Eukaryota, Fungi, Ascomycota, Pichiomycetes, Serinales, Debaryomycetaceae.